Geodia barretti is the source of this 664-nucleotide messenger RNA. NCBI's taxonomy places the organism in Eukaryota, Metazoa, Porifera, Demospongiae, Tetractinellida, Geodiidae. The record is from the annotation of a GenBank genome assembly.
ACUGAUGGAAAUCGUGCGUCUUCGGAUGAGGCAUGACCUACGUGUAGAAACUGCUCAGCUGCUGAAUUCAGAAUGGCCCAGAUCUUUAGCUGCUCGGCUAAUCAAUUUGGAGGAGGGUGAGGGUGUUCUUCCAUGCUCCCUGGUUCUGCUUCACAACGACCAAGAGGUGGUUGGUCAUGUUCGGCUACAUGCUGUUUCAGGGAGAUCACAUGCUGUGCUCCUUGAAUCCUUGCUGGUGAGCAGAGAGUGGAGGGGGAGAGGUCUUGGUGCUAAGCUCAUGAGUGCAGCCGAGGAGUAUGCAGUUGGCCUAGACUUCCAUACCAUCCAUCUUUCCACUCACGACAAGCAAGAUUUCUACCGUCACCUUGGUUACGAGGAUGGUCCUCCCACCUCAGCACUGCGUGAUUGUGUUGCAAGGCUCAACAAAAAACAACAGGUUGAGGUGUUAGUAUCUACCCACCCAUCGAUUAUACCUCCCCCUCCUCCUCCUCCUCCUCCUCCCCUCCCUCCAUCCCCUACAUGCACCCAGAGACACACUCUUACGUGGAUGAAGAAAAAUUUAUAAUGGUCAAAGUGUUAGGUAUUGUUGGCUUGUUGUUUCGUUUAUUCAUGUGCAUAGAACAAAUGCAAAACGGUUAAAACCCUUGUUGGAAAGGGUGGUAAA